Malaclemys terrapin pileata is the source of this 2937-nucleotide messenger RNA. It is a transcript of the gene BET1, whose product is annotated as Bet1 golgi vesicular membrane trafficking protein. Gene Ontology annotation, molecular function: SNAP receptor activity. Gene Ontology annotation, biological process: endoplasmic reticulum to Golgi vesicle-mediated transport; vesicle fusion with Golgi apparatus. The coding region runs from base 113 to 460 and encodes 115 amino acids. The record is from RefSeq and is a predicted model, not a curated record. Lineage: Eukaryota; Metazoa; Chordata; Testudines; Emydidae. Gene Ontology annotation, cellular component: Golgi trans cisterna; SNARE complex. The transcript has 4 exons.
GCGUUUGGGGUGACUGAGGAGGGCCCGGAAGCCGGAGCUUGGCCGCUGACGCGCAGAGCCGCUUCCUCAGCGGGUGGGGGGGAGCCGGUCCCCUGCCCAUCCCGCCGCAGGGAUGAGGCGCGCUGGGCUGGGUGAAGGAGUAGCUACUGGUAACUAUGGCUAUACCAAUAGUGGGUAUAGUGUACACGAAGAAGAAAAUGAAAGGUUAACUGAAAGUCUGCGUACAAAAGUCUCUGCCAUAAAAUCACUUUCCAUUGAAAUUGGAACAGAAGUUAAAAAUCAGAAUAAAAUGUUAUCCGACAUGGACUCUGACUUUGAUUCUACAGGUGGAUUUCUAGAUGCGACUAUAGGCAGACUGAAAACACUCUCCAGAGGGAGCCAGACAAAACUAUUGUGCUACAUGAUGCUCUUUGCACUCUUUGUCUUUUUUGUAAUUUACUGGAUUAUUAAACUGAGAUGAUGCAAAUUAUAUCCAGUUUUUUUGUGCCACUUCAACAGAAUUACAAAAUGGUCUUAAUUUGUGAGGACAGACCUUAAAUUUACAUACUCUGUUGAUAAAUAUGGUUAAAUGGUUAUUGUAAAUUAUAUUAGAUAUCAGUGCAUUUGUUAUGUAUAUUUUGUCUUGAUGUUUACCAUUCCAGAAGCUUUCUUAUCAUAUCCCCUGUUUUCUGGGGUUAACAAAUGUUAUCUACUACCUUGUGCAUAUUUACAUCUUGGCUCAAGUUACUCUUGGGGAAAUAUCUUUGGAAAUGCAAAACAAACGAACAAAAAUUAAAAACAUGCCCUGCCAGGACAAAAUUUGAACCUUUAACUUUGAAUUUCCUUUAAUGGGUUUCACUUUUUUAAUAAAGUAGUAAAAAAAAAUUAUAAACAAAAUUAGGGCCUGAUCCUGAGCAAGGACCUUAGGAUCAGGCUUGUAGCAAUUUGCAGAUUAUAGAAGUAUGAAAAAGGCUUGUGCUUUUUUAAAACAGAGUUAUUGUAACAUAGAUUAAACCACCUGAAACUACAAGUACAGUACUGUCAUACUUGUAAUGCUUUGGGUCGGGGUUGGCAAGUUUCUAUAAGUAUCAUGGCUUAGAAUUUAAAAAUGAAAUAAAAAAAAAAACACCUUGCAGUUUAAGGAGGAAUUAACUGACCUAAACUGGAAGAACGUUGGUUAAUUUUAAUUUGAGACCAAGUAAUGCUAAGGGCUGGUCUACGCUGGGAACUUACAGCAAGAUAGCUAUGUUUCUCAGAGGUGUGGAAAAAUCUUCAUCCCUGAGACACAUAGCUAUGCAAACCUAACCUCUGCUAUAGACAGCAUUAGGUGGAUGGAAGCAUUCUUCUGUUGACCUAGCUUCCACCUCUUGGGGAGGUAGAUUACCUAUGCUGACAGGAGAACCCCAUAGCGGUGCAUAGGUAAUGUCCACGCUGAAGUGCUAUAGUGGUGCAGAUCAAGGAACAUUGCACAUGUAGACAAGCCCUAAGAUGUAUUCAGUAUAAUCAAAUGCCUUUUGAUAGUUUGGGGAACCAGCAUGGACAAGAUGCAAAUAUUUGCAUAGCAUCUUUCCAUUACAUUUUAUAUUUAAGUGCUUAAAAUUUACUGAUUCUAUUGAAUCACUGGGGUUUUUACCCUUCGUACAUUUCUGUCAGUUAAUGACCUCUUAAAGCUACUUAGCAUUAUCUUGAAAUGUGAAACCAGAUUUAUAAGCUCUUAUACUGGAGAGUAUUAUGAUGCAAGAUAGCACUAAUUACCUCUUUUGUUAGAGGUACUUUUAUUUAUUAAGAUUAAGCCUUAGUUUUGGUUAUUCAUAAAGAUAAAUUGUUGACUAGCAAUUAUUACACUGUUAAAUGUAGCACACAAAAUAGAAACCAUUUUCUAGAGAUUGAAGUGUUAUCGAAAAGAAAACUAUGCCUUGCCUAAAUUUUCUAGACUCACUAUUAAUGCAAUAUGUUGCCAUGACUUGUAGUACUCUACCCCAUUACAAAGUGUAAAAAAUAAAGCAUGUCUGUGGUAUAUUUCUUAGGCAUAUGGAUUUGUUCCUGAAAAUAGAUGGCAGGUUUGUUCCAUCUUAUGUAAUUUUUCCUCGCAUAAAAUACGAAGAAGUUUUUCAAAAGUGCUGAUUUUAAAAUAAUGUUAGAAUCCGUAUUAAAUAUUUUAAACAGCAGCAUUUAAUGAUGUAACUGCUCUUGCUUGGAAAACAAAUAACUUAAACAGCUGGUUAACUGAGGUGCAUUCUGAAUAUUUAAGUAUCAUACUAGUAUUAGUCUGGCGGGAAGUUACUUUUAUCAGGGCCGGCUCUAACUUUUUUGCCGCCCCAGGCAAAAAAGAAGAGCGCCUCUCCACCGUAACACCCCCCCCCCCAGCACUGCGCGGGGCCGCCCAACCCCCCGCCCUGAGCGCUGCGCUGGGCUGGGCCGGCCAAACUCCCUGAGUGCUGCACCGUGCCACCGAAGCCCUCGCCCCCCCCACCAGUGCAGCGCCGCCAAAACACCCCUGCGCUGCCCGGCUGAAACAAAAACAAAAAACGUUUUUUAUCCCUCGAGCGCCCCCGACCACCCCAACAUUGGCCAACCUUUCUGAGGUGCCGCCUCAAGCACGUGCUUGGUCGGCUGGUGCCUAGAGCCGGCCCUGACUUUUAUAAUCCAUAUUUGGCAACUUGAUUGUGUUUUUCUUAUCUACCAUGUCUGAAGUAACCUAAUUCUAGAUAGUCUGCAAAAGAAUUCAUCUACUAUAGUUUAAGUAGACUUGAACAUUUUUUGUUGUCAUACUUCUAAAAAAAAUUGACACAAACAAAAUGUGCUUGAAAUACUGACUCUUAUGUAACACAUCCUCCUCCUUUAAAGGAUUGCUGUUUAUAUCACUGUAGGUAUAUUGCAAUGGGCCUCUGUCCAAGGAACCCUCCAUUUUUAACAUAAAUCUGCCUUCAGGAAUUAAAGUACACUCACUAUUCCAGU